GAGAGACGGAGAGACACACACAGACAGUCAGCGCGGCGCAGCAGAGCGCUGACAUCGCAGCCACAGCUGACUCCUUUUGUUUUGUUUGCUUGAUUGUUUUCUUUGGACAAUAAACCGGUACUUUUGCUCCCUCAACGCCGCCUCCUCGUCCUUCCCGAACCCCAGUGAGUGGGAAAAGCUCACAGUGGCGCCUGAAUAGGGACAUGGAGGGACAAACUCCGCUGUCGCUGGCCCUUCAGCACCUCGCUGCGAUGCAGGAGAGCACCACCACGCUGCAGCAGCAGCAGUCCCAGCUCCUCGCGGACAUUGCGGCGUCACAGCGGGACGAUCGUGCUCUCCUGCGGGAGCUGCUGCAACGCCCGGCUGCCCACGGCGCCGACCCGGAGCCCGGUCGAGGACGGUCUCCGCCCGUCGCCCUGCAGCGGAUGACCGCGGAAGAUGACCCGGAGGCAUACCUGGACAUCUUCGAGGGCACGGCGGAGGCGUGUGGGUGGCCUGAGGAGGAGAGAGCGCUUCGGCUUCUUCCCCUGCUCACUGGCGUGGCGCAGUUGGCCGCGCACAGCCUGCCGGCGGCGGCGCGCCACGACUACACACAGCUGAGGAGAGUCAUCCUGGACCGGCUGGGCAGUACGUCGGAGGGACACCGGCGGCGGUUCAGGGGGCUCUCCUUUGAAGAAGCCGGGCGCCCCUUUGCAUACGCGCAGCAGCUUCUGGACGCAGCGAGGCGCUGGCUCCAGCCGGGGACCCACUCCGCUGAGGACGUCGUUGGACAGGUGGCGCUGGAGCAGUUCAUCGCUGGGUUACCAUCGUCCACAGCCAAUUGGGUCCAGUGCCACCGCCCGGCCAACAUCGAGGCAGCGAUCGUCCUCGCGGAGGACCAUCUCUCUCUUCCCCGGCGGAGCAUGAGGGAGGAGACCAGGCCAGCGACGAUCCCUGCCAGCCGUCCCACUCCGGCCCCGAGGAGGAGGUUCCCAGCGGCAUCGGCUCCUACACCACGCACACACACACAGCCGGAGCAUGCAUCGCUCCGGUCAUCUAAUUACCCUCUGCCGUCUUUCCCUCAGGGCCCAGCCUACGUGUCUGAUCACCUGGCACCCCGGGGGGCUCCUCAGACGCCAGGGCAGGUGUGCUGGCGGUGUGGGCAGCCCGGCCACAUCAGAGCGGAGUGCCCGCUCAUGGAAGUGGGGCAAGUGGUUCGGGUUGCCGGGCCGCCGGCCCCCUCCCCCGGUUCGGAAGGGACGUACCGUAUACCGACCGACGCCUCGAACAGCGGGCUGGGGGCCGUUUUGUCCCAGGAGGUGGAGGGGGUCGACCGCCCCGUACUGUACAUUAGCCGGAAGCUAGCUCAGCGGGAGGUGAGCUACAGUACGGUGGAGAAAGAGUGCCUCGCCAUACGGUGGGCGGUCGGUGCCCUCCGCUACUAUCUCCUGGGGCGCCCAUUCACCCUCUGGUCGGACCAUGCCCCGCUCCAAUGGCUCCACCGCAUGAAAGAUGCCAACGCGCGGAUCACUCGCUGGUAUCUGGCUUUACAGCCUUUCCGGUUCAAGGUGAUCCAUAGGCCGGGGAACCGCAUGGCCGUGGCCGACUUUCUCUCCCGCUCUGCGGAGGGGGGGGGGAGUGGGCUUGCGGCCGGCGGGGUCCCGGCCUAAGUCGGGCGGUGGGGGUAUGUGGCAGUGGGGCUUGGUUAGAGCGACGGCUGCUGGAGGG
Solea senegalensis (Senegalese sole) is the source of this 1707-nucleotide messenger RNA. RefSeq lists its product as uncharacterized. Lineage: Eukaryota; Metazoa; Chordata; Actinopteri; Pleuronectiformes; Soleidae. The record is from RefSeq and is a predicted model, not a curated record. Bases 204 to 1649 code for a protein of 481 amino acids. Gene Ontology annotation, molecular function: zinc ion binding; nucleic acid binding. The transcript has 2 exons.